Messenger RNA from Panicum virgatum (switchgrass), 1976 nucleotides. RefSeq lists its product as uncharacterized. The transcript has 4 exons. Bases 1 to 1770 code for a protein of 589 amino acids. NCBI's taxonomy places the organism in Eukaryota, Viridiplantae, Streptophyta, Magnoliopsida, Poales, Poaceae. The record is from RefSeq and is a predicted model, not a curated record.
AUGGCGAUAAAUGCAAAGUGGGCUGGGUUCGAUGCAGGGAAGGACCGCGCGUGGGCGCAGCUCCCGGGGAUCAAGGAGAUCAGGCGUAAAGCCAGGAGGCAGCAAGAAGAGGCACCCUUCCUGUGCCAAGACCCGGGGCGAGGCGGAGCUCCAGACGAACGAAGAAGCCGGCCGCCCCCAAGAACACGCGGAGAUGCGGCGGCUGCCGGGCUGAGGGUGCCAGGGGCUGCGCGGGUGCUGAGAGCGCCCUCCCACCACUCGCCUCGCCUCGCUGGCAGGGAUCCGGAGCACCCGAUUGUGAUAGACGACGAAAUCAAGGGAUGUGAGGUCAGGGAUAAUCAAUCAGCAAUCACACCACUGCGCAGAUCCCCACGGUUCCAUCCAGCUGGUAAGAGUUUGGGCAAACAACUGCUGCCUCAGAGGCACCUUGUUACUCAUAACAGAAAGACUCCAAAUGCUUCAGGGAAAGAUAAUAAUAUAACGAACCUUAGGAGUAGCCAGAGAAAUGCUGCAGCAAAGGCUUUGCCAAGGAUGAAAAGCGACAAGGCGCCACAGUCACUGUGUUCGAAUUCCCCGGAUAUUCCUAUCAGGAAAAAGAUUGCAGAUCUAUCUUGCAAAAAGAAAGAGAAGAAAGAGCUAAACGCCGACCCUUGUGAGGUGCUUACUAGAAAGAGGAAGAGAGGCACUGAAGGCAGAUCCUCACCAAAGAGACCAAAUUACCAGGACCUCCAAUCACUGCCUCCAGAUAGCCAAGAAAUUGCAACUAGCAAUGAAACCAGAAAAGUUAGCCACCAAAAAGGUAAAAAUAAAAAGGAUUCAGCUUUGGUGGUGCAGCCCAAAAUUGGGGAUGAUAGACUGAUGAACACCGAGGAAAAUAAUGAAGAGCCAUCUGGGACUGAAAGAGAAAGAAAACAAGAUUUUCAUGGUUCAGAUGAUUGGACAGAAGAGCAGGAUGUCGCAUUGCGCAAGGCAUACUUCAGUGCCCGACCUUCCCCGCAUUUCUGGAAGACAGUUUCCAAACUGGUGCCAGGGAGAUCUGCUGAAGAGUGCUUCAAUAGAAUCCAUGCUAACCUCUCAACACCUACUCCUAUUGCCCGUCGUUCUAGGAUAUGCAAAGAAAAGUUUUCUCCUCUAGCAAAUUUUUCAUUAUCCGAUCCUGAACUUCCAAAUCUCUUGGAACCUGCAGUUGGGAGGCAAAGUACUUCUAAACAAAAGAGCCUAGCAGCACAGAAGACAGUGAGACACUUGCUUCAAAAGCAGUGCCUCAUUGACCAUGCUCAUGAGGCUGAUCACUUCUCGAUAUUUGAAUCCUCACCAAGUGCCUUACAAUUGAACAUUUCUUUUGAGGAUUCUCCCGGGACUCCUCACAGUAGUGUGAACUCAGGUUCUACGCCCAGGUUCAGCGCAAGUUCUUUAGGGCAAAAGAAACCAUUUUCACGGUUGAAAACUAAGCCAGAUGAACCAAGCCCAGGAGUUUUGAAGCCUGUGAAGAAUGUUAUCUUGCAUGAGAAGUACAUUGACCAGUUGUCUCGCAGGCAAGGCACAAAAAGGCCUCGUAGAAAGACUCCAGGUUCUAAAGCUGCUGAUUCUGUGAAGGCUCAUUCUGAGCAGAAAGCUGGUGAUCUGAAAGCUGCCAAAAACGCUCUCAUCUCGGAAGCAACUGACUUUAUAGGCCAUUUUAAGAAGCUGCAAGCUAAUUCCCUUGCGCAUGUCAUCGAAAAUAGUGAAGAUGAUGAGAUUGAUGGUUCUGAAGGUGACUCAUGCCAGUGACCAUUGCCAUGAUGAUAACACAAAAAUGGAGCCUGACUAUACCAAAGCUGCCGCGCUUCACGAAUAUGUUUUACCGUGAGUAUACCAACCUGCAAGGGGGAAGGAAGGGGGGUGGUUAGCAGUUUGUCAACUAACCAUAGUCACUAGUGCAUGACUGACAAUAACGCUAGGCAGUUUCCAGUACAAUGUCUGUAUUCGAUUUUGUU